GUUAAACUCUGUCAAAGUGAAGCCAGAGCUGCCUUAGAGAAAAACCUUCUGAAGACCAACUAGAUUCAUCUUGUUCUUCUCAACAGCAGCCUCUAACACUGAGUUCAGACAUGUCUUCUGGCAGCAGUCUGAGGUCUGAAGAUCAGUUUCUGUGCUCCAUCUGUCUGGAUGUCUUCACUGAUCCAGUCACCACACCAUGUGGACACAACUUCUGCCAGACCUGCAUCACUCAGAACUGGGAUGUUAAUGUUCACUACAAGUGUCCCCUGUGCAAAGAACAUUUCACUACUAGACCUCAGCUGAGAGUCAACACCUUCAUCAAAGAGAUGGUUGCUCAGUUCAGACAUGAAGCUCAGCAAGAAGCCAUCAGCAGCAGCAUCUCAGAGCAACAAGCUGCCAAACCAGGAGAGGUUCCCUGUGACGUCUGCACUGGAACCAAGCUGAAGGCCCUGAAGUCCUGCCUGGUGUGUCUAAGCUCCUUUUGUCAGACUCAUCUGGAGCCUCAUCUGACAGCUCCACCUCUGAAGAAACAUCAGCUGAUGGAGCCUGUGGAGAACCUGGAGGACAGGAUGUGUCUGCAGCACGAUAAACCUCUGGAGCUGUUCUGUAGGACCGACCAGACUAGUGUCUGCAUGUUCUGCUCUGUUUUAGACCACAAGAACCAUGAGUUGGUUCCUCUGAGAGAACAAUCUGAAGGAAAGAAGGCAGAGCUGAGGAAGACAGAGGCUGAAGUUCAGCAGAUGAUCCAGAACAGACGAGAGAAGAUUCAGGAGGUCAAAGAGUUGGUGAAGAUCAGUAAAGAUGCUGCAGACAGAGAGAAAGCCGAAGGUGUUCAGAUCUUCACUGCUCUGAAGGAGUCUGCUGAGAGAUGCCUGAAGGAGCUCAUAAAGGAGAUUGAAGACAAACAGAAAACUGCAGAGAAACAGGCUGAAGGCUUCAUUAAAGAUCUGGAGCAGGAGAUCUCUAAGCUGAUGAAGAGGAGGUCUGAGGUGAAGCAACUCUUACAGUCUGAAGACCAUCUCCACCUCCUCCAAAGCCUCUCCUCCCUGAAAGUUGCUCCACCCACCAAGAACUGGACAGAGGUCAGAGUUCGUCCACCAUCAUAUGAGGGGACUGUGGUGAGAGCUGUUGCUCAGCUGGAGGAGAAGAUCAGAGAGAAGAAGAUGAAGAAGCUGUUGAAGGCUGAGAUGAAGAGGGUCCAGCAGUUUGCAGUAGAUGUGACUCUGGAUCCUGAUACAGCUCAUCCUAAACUCAUCCUGUCUGAUGAUGGAAAACAGGUUCACUGUGGGAAUAGAAGAAAGGAUCUUCCAGACAACCCAGAGAGAUUCUCUCAGUGUGUGGAUGUUUUAGGACGUCAGAGUUUCUCUUCAGGCAGAUUUUACUUUGAGGUUCAGGUUGAAGGAAAGACUGACUGGACUUUAGGAGUGGCCAGAGAGUCCAUCACCAGGAAGGGAACAAUCCCACUGAGGCCUCAAAAUGGUUUCUGCACUGUUGUGUUGAGAAAUGGAAAUGAGUACAAAGCUCUUGCUCGACCUUCAGUCCGUCUCCAUCUCCAUCCUGGUCCUGAGAAGGUGGGGGUGUUUGUGGAUUAUGAGGAGGGUCUGGUCUCCUUCUAUGAUGUAGAAGCUGCAGCUCUGAUCUACUCCUUUACUGGCUGCUGCUUCACUGAGAAGAUCUACCCAUUCUUCAGUCCUUGUAAUAAUAAUGAAGGUACCAACUCUGCUCCUCUGAUCAUCUGUCCUGUUAACCAGGCUGAUCGUUGCUCUGAUGAAGCUCCAUGAACAAAGAACUUGUUGGUGAAACACCUCCACCCUGAGGGACUGUAGGUGAAGUCCUGCUGGUGAAGAGGUGAGCUUGGAGACGACCUCAACAGGAAGUCAACAGUUCAGCUCCCAGCUGGAUUAUUUCUGCUUCUCUGUUUCUCCACAUUUUCAGCUUCUGAUCGAUUCUGAUGAAUAAAAAUGUUUCUUUCAUUGUUGUUCUGCUGGUUCCAGAUUGUUUCCUUUUACUUGUUUCAUCGUCUAACAAUAAAACUAUUUCUGGCUGCAAGCAAACAGUUCAACCUUCAUCAAAUGAAACUGAUUAUGUUUCCUAUAACAGCAACAGAACAUUUAAAGCCUGUUUUUCCUUUAGUUCUGGUUCAUGUUGGGUUUGUCAUGUAAAUAUAACGUGAUGAUUGAUGAAUAAAAUGUAAACUUGUGGAA
This is a messenger RNA of Girardinichthys multiradiatus, 2204 nucleotides long. Its product is annotated as E3 ubiquitin-protein ligase TRIM21-like. Gene Ontology annotation, biological process: protein ubiquitination. Gene Ontology annotation, molecular function: zinc ion binding; protein binding; ubiquitin-protein transferase activity. The transcript is spliced from 2 exons. NCBI's taxonomy places the organism in Eukaryota, Metazoa, Chordata, Actinopteri, Cyprinodontiformes, Goodeidae. The coding region runs from base 111 to 1781 and encodes 556 amino acids. The record is from RefSeq and is a predicted model, not a curated record.